Amphiprion ocellaris (clown anemonefish) is the source of this 1512-nucleotide messenger RNA. Its product is annotated as cysteine-rich and transmembrane domain-containing protein 1. The record is from RefSeq and is a predicted model, not a curated record. Gene Ontology annotation, cellular component: extracellular exosome. The coding region runs from base 179 to 571 and encodes 130 amino acids. The transcript has 3 exons. Lineage: Eukaryota; Metazoa; Chordata; Actinopteri; Pomacentridae.
GACGUCACGUCCAAGCAAACGACGCGACACGCACUGGGUUGCUGUAGAGGGUCGCACAUUGCGGUAGAAGAUAGUCACAAACACUGAGCACUGACGGAGUUUCCUGCCCUGCAGACGUUGCUGUUUUUUACUAAACGCCGGGAUACUGUUCGUUUUAAAGUAAUUGUUGCACCAAAAGAUGAAUUUUGAGCAGCCCCCUCCAUACCCAGGCAAUGGCCCAACUGCUCCAGGCUACCCAGCCCAACAGGGCUACCCUCCUCAGGGUUAUCCUGCACAGGGAUACCCUGUGAACAUGGAGCAGCCUAAUCCAGCUUACCCUAACUACCCUGCGGGACCAAUGGGCCCUGGAGGUCCUUAUCCUGGCCCCGGACAGCCUCCGUAUCAGGGAUACCCUGGACAACCACAGUUUGGCUGGCAGGGUGGACCCCCUCCUGGACCUAUGUAUGGGGAGGCUCCUAAAAACACAGUGUAUGUGGUGGAAGACAGGAGAAGGGACGACACAGGAGACACAUGCCUGACAGCCUGCUGGACAGCUCUGUGUUGCUGCUGUCUCUGGGACAUGCUGACAUAACGCUAUUCCCCAACUGUUCACCCCCAUUACCCUCUUGCCCCCAUUUCUGUGCCUCGAACCCCAUCACCCCCUUCCCCCCGUCUGCCUUAAACCUCGCAACUACCCUCCCAUUUCCUCUACAAGUCCUGUACUCGUUCAAAAAUGAAAGCCUUGAUCCCAUAUGGAAGCCUCUUCCCAGAGCCACUCACUCUACCGUGAUGUGAAGGCCUCAGCACUGACUGACUAAACUGUUCAGGGUUACGCUGUUGCAGCUUGUAACUGAGCUUCUAAACUUAACCUGAAUCUCAGGCUCUACACUGAAACUGUGCACCUACACCUAACAGACACACACACCAAAGUAGAUACACAACACGCAUGCAUACAGUAUACUUGGAUCUCAGGCUCAUCUGGCGUGAUGCUCUUUGGCACUUUAUGAUCAUUACCUCUGUAAGAUAACACUCCUGCCUGCCCCCCUCAACCAUCUCCAGCUCUCCCUAACCCUCCCUUCAGCUAUGCUGUCUACAAUGCCCAAGGACUACCCCCUUAUUUCUGGACACCAUACCCAAAGGCCACCAAGACCCUGGCUGCUAAUGAGCCACGGGGUGCUCUUAAGAUGCUGAUGCUUGAAAUGUAUCCCUUUAAUUUGCACACAAGUUGUUUUUGCAAAUGUCUGUCUUCAGGUAGAAUCAUACGACAAUAAAUGGAAUGCAUUUUUAAAGACGACAGUGAUUUAUGUUUGAUUACUGUUAACAUUUGAUGGCCACAAUGUUUGUUUUUUUUUCUUGCUUAUCUUGAUGUGAAAAAAUGAUUCUAAUAUUACUUUUAUUAUCUACCUUGGAAAUAAAACUUAAAAUGUGAGAAAAAAAAUGAGGUUGUGAUUGCUAAACGUAUGAAAACCAAUUUACCCAUUAGAUGCAAUUUGCUUUAGAUGAGUCUUGCAUUAAAAUAAUUUAUUGCCAUUA